Molecule: messenger RNA, 1057 nt
Organism: Musca domestica (house fly)
Lineage: Eukaryota; Metazoa; Arthropoda; Insecta; Diptera; Muscidae
Exons: 2
Coding region: 94-900 (268 amino acids)
Source: RefSeq, a predicted model, not a curated record
GCAUCAUUGGCCUAUAAGCCAACAGAAGUGUAAACAAAAUAGAAAUUGUUUCCAAUUUGAUUUUGUUAAACAAAUUUAAUAACUUCUGCAAAAAUGAAAUUGUACAUAACCUUGUUGGCUUUGGGCCUUGCUAUCGCCGUGGUCUCCGCCCAAUCGAAUGCCAUUGAUGGCGCCGUGGAAGAACCCAACCAGGAGUAUCUGCCACCUGCCGAAGAAGCCGAUGCUGCCAAAUUAGCCGAAGAUGGUUAUCGUUACAAGACCAUUCGCAAAUUGAAAUAUCGUGCCCGCCAUCGUCGCGAUGUUUCGCAGGAAUAUUUGCCACCGGUCAAUGAGCCCAGCGAGGAAUAUUUGCCACCCGUUGCCGAGACCAAAGUUGCCGAUGAUGGUUACCGUUACAAGACGGUGCGCACCCUGAAGUUGCGUUCCCGCCACCGUCGUGAGGUCAACCAAGAGUACUUGCCACCCGUAAAUGAACCCAGUGAAGAAUACUUGCCCCCCGUUGACCAGGAGGCCGAGACCAAGGUUGCCGAUGAUGGUUACCGCUACAAGACUGUCCGCAAAUUGAAAUUGCGCCAUCGUCAUCGUCGUGAUGUCAGCGAAGUCGAGCAACCAUCCAACGAAUACUUGCCACCCGUUGAAGUGGAAUUGGCUCCCGAUCUAAAAACCAUUUUGGGUGAUGAUGGUUACCGUUACAAGACCGUCAAACGUUUCAAGGUUCGCCGUCAUCGUCGUGAAGCUGAAGCCGAAUCUGCUGACAACACAUCGGCCGCUUACCUGCCACCAGCCGAAGAAAUGCCCGCCGAAGCUGAGAUGGCUGCUGAAACCAAAAGCGCUGAAUUGGCUGAGGACGGCUAUCGUUAUAAGACAGUGCGUAAACUGAAAUACCGUCAUCGCCAUUGAAUUACGGCACAAAUUACACGCGAUAUGGACCCACUGACUGGCUUGUGAUAUCUCAUUGGAUUUAACGAAUUUAUUCUAAUUCUAGUUUAGUUAGGCAAAACUCUUUAAGAAUCGAGCAAUAAAAAAAAAGCAACGGAAGGUAAAAUUUUUCCAAAAA